This is a messenger RNA of Raphanus sativus (radish), 1916 nucleotides long. RefSeq names its product fucosyltransferase 6-like. Gene Ontology annotation, molecular function: galactoside 2-alpha-L-fucosyltransferase activity. The transcript is spliced from 2 exons. NCBI's taxonomy places the organism in Eukaryota, Viridiplantae, Streptophyta, Magnoliopsida, Brassicales, Brassicaceae. Gene Ontology annotation, cellular component: membrane; Golgi apparatus. Gene Ontology annotation, biological process: xyloglucan biosynthetic process; cell wall biogenesis. The coding region runs from base 33 to 1727 and encodes 564 amino acids. The record is from RefSeq and is a predicted model, not a curated record.
AAAAAAAAAAAAAAUUAUAAUCACGCUGGAUUAUGACUGACCAAACUAAAGUAACCAUGUAUCACAUGUUUCAGAACUCCGGAGAUGUAUUCAGGGCUUCGUGUUUAAAGACGAAGAUUCUGAUGACAGUCAUCUUUGGUGGCUUACUCAUUGGGUCUGUGAUCUUACUAUCUUUCUCUCACAACUUCAACGACCAACUUCUUGAUGCAACAAGCAACGACCAACUUCUUGAUGCAGCAAGCAACGAAGAACUUCUUGUUGCAACAAUCAACGGUUCAAGUAGAUCCGAAACACCCCAUGAUAAACUGUUAGGAGGGCUUUUGACAGCUGGUUUCGAUGAACCUACUUGUGUGAGUAGGUAUUAUCAGUCUUCCUUGUACCGCAAGCCAUCUCCUUACAAGCCUUCUGAGUAUCUUGUCUCUAAGCUAAGAAGCUAUGAGAAGCUUCACAAGCGUUGCGGUCCAGGCACAGAAGCUUACAAGGAAGCAACAAAGAAUCUUGGUCAUGGUGAUGAGAAGAACUAUGCAAACAAGUCUGUUGGUGAAUGCAAAUACGCCGUGUGGGUUGCGGUCUACGGUCUUGGAAACAGAAUACUAACUCUUACCUCUGUCUUCCUCUACGCGCUCUUGACAGAGAGAGUCGUUCUUGUUGAUCAAAGCAAAGAUAUAAGUGAUCUCUUCUGCGAGCCGUUUCCAGGUACUUCAUGGUUACUCCCUAAUGACUUCCCAUUGAUGAAGAAGAUUGAUGGCUACGGCAGAGGAUACUCUCGUUGUUACGGAACAAUGUUGAAUAACCAUGCCAUUAGCGUGAACUCAACCCCGAGUCAUCUAUAUCUUGAUAUCUUACAUGAUUCAAGGGAUGAAGAUAAGAUGUUCUUCUGCCCAAAGGAUCAAACUAUGAUCGAUAAAGUCCCUUGGUUGGUUUUCAAAACCAACGUCUACUUUGUUCCAUCACUGUGGUUUAGUCCAACGCUCCGACCGGAACUGAUGAAGCUGUUCCCGCAGAAAGAAGCAGUGUUUCAUCAUCUGGCUAGGUAUCUUUUUCACCCGACGAAUCAAGUUUGGGGUAUGAUCACUAGGUACUACAAAGCUCACUUAGCCAGAGCAGACGAAACACUCGGGAUCCAAGUACGUGUGUUCAGCGACCAAGCAGGUUAUUUACAACACGUCAUGGACCAGAUCUUGUCGUGCACACAAAGAGAGAAACUGUUACCUCAAGUCGUUGCACAGGAAGAGUCAAAAGUCAACGUAUCUACAAACCAGAAACUAAAGGCUGUUCUUGUCACAUCUCUGGAUCCAGAGUACGCUGACCGGUUAAAGAACAUGUUUUGGGAGCAACCUAGUUCGACAGGAGAGAUCAUAGAAGUUUAUCAGCCAAGUGGAGAAAAGUUUCAACAAACGGACAAGAAGAUUCAUGACCAAAAGGCACUCGCGGAGAUGUAUCUUCUGAGUUUGACUGAUAAGAUUGUCACGAGUGCAAGGUCCACGUUCGGAUAUGUUGCUCAUAGUCUCGGAGGGUUAAAGCCAUGGUUACUCUAUCAGCCAAAGGGUUUCACGGCUCCUGAUCCUCCUUGUAUACGAUCCACCUCUAUUGACCCUUGUCACCUUACUCCUCCUUCUCAUGGAUGUGACGCUGAUUGGGGAACUUACUCGGGGAAGGUUGUUCCUUUUGUAAGGGAAUGUGAGGAUCGUGAGCAUGAUGGGAUUAAGCUAUUUGAUGAGUUGUAAUAGUUCUUGUUUGUUUUAGUUGAUUUCGUCGGAUUAUUGAGUUAAUGAACCACAUGUUCAAGUUUAUCUUUUUUUUUUUGCUAAAAUUUGGAUGUUCAUCUUUUUGAAACACUUUUUUUUUUGAAACACUUCAAGUUUAUCUUUCUUUUGAUUUUCCUCUAUAAUGAUGUUUAAUGUGCUUAAGAGAAG